This is a messenger RNA of Zingiber officinale, 1184 nucleotides long. Its product is annotated as FCS-Like Zinc finger 8-like. The coding region runs from base 197 to 916 and encodes 239 amino acids. Lineage: Eukaryota; Viridiplantae; Streptophyta; Magnoliopsida; Zingiberales; Zingiberaceae. The transcript has 3 exons. The record is from RefSeq and is a predicted model, not a curated record.
CAUGGAGCAUCAAAUUAAGCAGUGAUUGCUCGUGAUAGCUAAUGAUUCUGGCCUGCCUUCCAUGAUAAGUUGCACCUCUUUUUCGUGAUUACUUACUUUUCAGUUUCUUCCUCACCACCAUUCUCCAUUUGUUUUGCUCCACUUUGAACCUUGAUGAGUUCAGGCCACUUGCUUCCCUGCACAAGAUUGUCUUCCUAUGUUUCUCAGAUCAAAGUUUCAGGAGUUCAUGCUGAAGAACAGGUCUAGUACAGUGACCAGCAAGCAAGGCCUGAUGUGUGAUCCUCCCUCAGCUGCAGCCUCUCCCACUUCUAUACUGGAAACCAUGGCCUUCUCGUCCAUUAGGAACAGCAGCAGAAAGGUCUCCAAGGAGUUUGAAGAAGAGACAAGAGGCAUUGGACUUGGCCUUCUUGAUGUACUCACGAAUGAAGACUCUGUCACGGCUAUUUCCAAGCAAGAGAAGAGAGUGGUGGUGUUUGGGCCUAAGCUUAAGAUUCAAAUACCUUCUCCGGCCACUGAAUCCAUCUUCAUUUCGAGUGUCGGUCGUUCACCUAUAGAAUUUGGCAUCAAAACUAGGAAUUCACUGGUGGCCUUGUACCCCUCCUCCCCUGCUCAGAGAACGUUGAUUCCUCGGUCAGAGAUGGCCCAGUCGGAGGAUUACACUCGCGUCAUCUUGCACGGGCCAAAUCCGAAGACUACUCAUAUUUUUGAAGACUGCAUCAUUGAAAGCGGCAGCAGUCAAUCUACUGAUCAUGUGAACUGGAACUGUUCUUGUGGCGAUGGAUUGAGCAGUCCUGUGAAUGAUCUUUCAAGCUUCUCCAAUGGUUGCAGAAAGAGAACUGACACGGGAGGAGAUUUUCAUGGACAGAACAUGAAAGGAAAUUCUGCUGCUACAUUGCCACUACCAGGAAAUGUUUGAAGCAAAAGGGGGAACUUUGAGUCGCACUAUCAAUUUGGCAACGCAAGAAUUGCUUGAAGCAAGAUCCCAUAAAUGAUACCACCUUUCGUUGCCUCUACUUUUGCUUUUCUUUUCAGAUCUUUCGCUUCCUUUUCCCUUGCUUACAAAGGCGUGAUAUAGUUGUUAAUGUAUGGUGAGGAACUGAUUUGUUCAUGUAAACCCUCACCAGAAUGAGGCAUGAAAGACUUUUGAAGAGAGAAAUCAUAAGAUCGUGGGACAUUUUAGAUUA